Prorocentrum cordatum is the source of this 564-nucleotide messenger RNA. The record is from the annotation of a GenBank genome assembly. NCBI's taxonomy places the organism in Eukaryota, Dinophyceae, Prorocentrales, Prorocentraceae.
AUGGGCAAGUUCGCGACCGACCCGUCCCUGUCCAUGAAGAUGCACCAGUACCAGAUCGUGGGCCGCGCCGCGCCGACGCCGAAGAACCCCACGCCGAAGAUUUACCGCAUGCGCAUGUUCGCCAAGAACAAGGUGCUUGCCAAAUCGCGCUUCUGGUACUUUAUGAAGAAGCUCAACAAGGCGAAGAAGAGCGGAGGGGAGCUGCUGGCUGUCAACGAGCUCUUCGACCGGGGCCCCACGAAGGUGAAGAACUACGGGGUCUGGCUGCGCUACGAGAGCCGCACGGACACCCACAACAUGUACAAGGAGUUCCGCGACAUCACCAUCAACGGCGCCAUCAGCCAGCUGUAUCAGGAGAUGGCGGGCCGCCACCGCGCGCAGGCCGGGUCCAUCCAGAUCAUCCACGCGACGGCCGCCGUGCCGCGCCGAGGGCGAGGGCGCGAUCACGUCACCGAGAUGCACGAUUCGGGUCUGAAGUACCCCGUCAUCACGAAGCUGCCGCUGGUGGCCAAGAAGAUGCGCACCACCUUCAAGGCCAACCGACCGAUGACGUUCGUCCGCUGA